UGCCUCCCUGUUUACUCCCACCAUCCCCAUUUCUACUUUCUACCAGUAACGCUAAAUAGAUUACAGGGGAUUCACUUAUUUAAAGACCCGAGCGAAAGCUCUGCGGUUUAAAUCUGGAUCAACUGAGAAUAACUCAACUACAGCAACAGCGCUUGAGGCACCAGAGGGAUCUAAUUGAAGCAAGUUACCUCUGCGUUGUGUUCAGUAGAAGAGCAGCCGGUGAGCCAAGGGCUUAGUGGGUCAGCCCAGCGUUGCCUUUACCCUCUGUGCCUCUCAGCUGGCAUUCACACUUUCACUUGCUAAACCGAGAGGGGCUCCAGCGCACAACCUCCACCAUGUCUCUCAGGCUGUUGCCGGGUUUCAUCACCGACGACGACGACGACGACGGUAACUUCACCAAAUGGAUGAGUAGUUACUGGGGUCACGGAGCGGAGAGCGGACACUCCAGGGAAAGGAAACGUAGCUUCAGAAGACCAGCCAAAGCACGAGUUGACCGAAGAGCAUCACUCCCAACCGUGUCACAAUUGGACGCCAUGAAGUUGAACAAGCUCCAUGCGGCGACGAUGGCACCCGCUCCCAGCCACAUCAAACCCAGGGAGGAGAAGGGGGAGGUCAGGUACCACCAGAGAGCCCGUCGCUCCUCCUCAGACGACAACAGCCGCCCCAAGACGGGCGUUCCAGAGAACCGCAUCACCACGAUCCCAGAGCUCACCGAGUCUUUCGAGAAGAGACUUUGUGUCCGUGACAAGAGGGCUGUGAAUAAUGAUGACAGGUUGUGGCUGAUCUGUCACGAGGACAUGCGUAAGAACGGAGGUGUUCAAGAGCUGCACUGUGCAAACCGCUUCCACAAAGAGGAGGCUCACAGGUUAGAGCAGUGUCGGCCCCACAGCGGCAGUGAAGCAGCAUCUUGUCAGGUGAGGAGACUCUCGGACGAGAGGAGAAAGUCGGCAGACGGACCAAUCUCCUUGGAGGAGAAGCACACACUGUGCCGCCAACUGUCCCUUCGUAGACACCGCUGAUGUCGUCCUGUGGAAGGAGUGCAUGGAGCAGUGGCUGUGGAAGAGACAGAUGUGUCCUACGUGUCGUGUCCAAGUGUCAGUGGCGCAGCCCCUCUACUGGUCUUCGUCCCGCAUCAAUGUCCCAUGACAGUCCUUGCCAUGCCUGCAUGUCCUUGUGACACACUGACCCCAAGACCUCCACCACACCUCAGUCCUUCUGCUUCAAUUCCUGGGUACGAAUGACUGUGUGCGGCUUUUCAUCAAAAUAGUUCUCAAGAGGGACACUUUCGUUUGGUUAAUCUUCCGUCAAGUGAGGGCGCAGGGGCACUCUAUGAGAGUGAAGGGCCCCUUCACAAGAGAGACAACGAUGGUAAUUUGGCCUCACGCUGUUUAUUUAUACAGUGCAUGAUAAAAGGUUUUGUCUUUUUGUUUCCUUUGGACAGAGACAAGCUUUAUGCUAUGCUAAGCUAACUAGAUGCCAGCUCCAUGAGUGAUAUCAUCUAAUUACUGGCAAGAAAAAUAAAGAGCAUAUACUUCCCAACGUUUCUUUGGAACAGAUCUUAAGCAUUUUAGUCUCAUGACUUCCGCCACAUUUAAUUGACAUCUCGUAAAACUUGGCGUUUGUUUGAAUGUUGGAAAUAACGAUACUCACAUAUUUAUGAUGAACUGGCUUUGCUGAUCUGAAAGUGAGUGAGUGCACCUUUGUGUUUUAUGUCCACAGUCAUAAUCUUUACACCUAUAAAAGUGAACUCCUCCUGAAACUCUGAGUUUAUCCGUCAUACAUAACUUCCCACCUGUUCCAUCUUCCUGCCUUUACUGUUGUUUUGCAUGUGAGGUCCGAUCGACUGUCGUCUCUGUCCUGUUGAGCAAAGCAUGACGUCACCCCAUUCAAAGUGAUUGAGAACAGCUCUGUUGGAGCCUACACCACGUACAUGUGGUUCCACUGUAAGUGCUGCGGGGCCCGGGGACCCUAGUGGUCAGCUCUUACUUUAAGCCCCAGGGUCCCAGGGGCCCUCGUGGUCAGUUUAUGCUUUAAACACCAUGGGGCCAGGGGACCCUCAAAUUGUAAGUGCUGAGGGGUCUUGGGGGCCCUAGUGGUUAGCGCACAUUUUUCCCGGGGGCCUUUACCAUAUAAGCACACAGGGGGCUGGUGGUCAGUUUGCGCUUUGAGCACAAAGGGCCCUGGCGUUCAACUUCCCAAGUCUUAGGCAAAGCACCGUAUGCAGUGCGAGGCCCCGAGGUACUGGCCCCACUGGCCCGGUCCAUGAGCCAGCCUUGUGUGCAAUAUGUCCAACAAAUUCAGACUGCAAAUACAAAAUAUUAUCUUACAUAUAGUUUUGAUGUUUAGCAUGUUGAAGACUUCAUUAUCUUUAUUUCAAUUGGCUCACAGUAUAUAUUUAGCUGUACUUAAUUCAGUCACGACCCAGCGAAUGCCAGCUUCUACUGACAUCUGGCUUGUAUAUCCAACUAAAAUAAAUCUGUUGGCACACUGCAGAUAUAGCUUUUUAAGAUUAGUUCAAACGUAGCUGGGGUAAAGUAUUUUUUCUCUCAGUAUUUCUUUUCACUUUGCUUAAAGAGAAAUGACUAUUUAGGUAAUUGUAAUAUAUUUAUUACUGUUCUCUCUGGGAGAUUCACGUUUGUUUUUUUUGAUUGUCUAUCACAUUUGACCUAUUUAAAUGUCUGUUGCUGUCCCACAUUUUUUAAAAUAUUUUUACUCACUCCCCAAAAUAAAAAACCCCCACUGUGUGUAAGGCCGACUUCACACUGCCAAGAGCUGAAAAGCUGAGCUUACACGGAAACAACUAGAAGUGGCAUCAGCUGCUUCAUGUGACUGUACUGUUGAAUAAAGAUGCUAAUGUGA
This is a messenger RNA of Scophthalmus maximus (turbot), 2859 nucleotides long. It is a transcript of the gene lnp1, whose product is annotated as leukemia NUP98 fusion partner 1. The record is from RefSeq and is a predicted model, not a curated record. Bases 336 to 1019 code for a protein of 227 amino acids. Lineage: Eukaryota; Metazoa; Chordata; Actinopteri; Pleuronectiformes; Scophthalmidae. The transcript has 5 exons.